Messenger RNA from Acipenser ruthenus (sterlet), 3376 nucleotides. Its product is annotated as probable splicing factor YJU2B. Gene Ontology annotation, cellular component: post-mRNA release spliceosomal complex; U2-type spliceosomal complex. The record is from RefSeq and is a predicted model, not a curated record. The transcript is spliced from 13 exons. Lineage: Eukaryota; Metazoa; Chordata; Actinopteri; Acipenseriformes; Acipenseridae. Gene Ontology annotation, biological process: mRNA splicing, via spliceosome. The coding region runs from base 420 to 1592 and encodes 390 amino acids.
GAUUUCAAGGAAUCUGCAAAAUUAACACAAAAAAAAAGUAGAUAUUAUUUUUUAUAUUCGUGUUGUAGCGCAUUUAUUGUUAACAUAAAUAGUCUGAAGUCUUAAAAAAAAAAUCUCCCCGUUUUGGUGACGUGUUCUACAAACGGAAGCGCACUUUGGAGGGGGCAGGCAAUGCUCUGUAGCGCUUCCUAUCCGAGGCUGUGCUGUUGCUGUUGUUGUUGUUGUUGCUGUUGUUGCUGUUGCUGUUGUUGUUGUUGUUGUUGCUGUUGUUGUUGUUGACGUCAGUCGGGUUUAGGCGAGGAUUUUGAGAGGAUUUAUAAACCGAGGUGGGAAGCGAAGUCUCGUGUAUUUAAGCAUUGUGGGUACUCUGCUCUGUGAGUGUUUGAAGAGGCUGCAGCGGGAAUCUCACGCUCCUCAGCAUGGGUGAACGGAAAGGAGUGAACAAGUACUACCCUCCAGACUUCGACCCCGCCAAGCAUGGCUCUCUCAAUGGAUACAGGAAGAGUCACCCCCUCAGAGAGAGGGCGCGCAAACUGUCCCAGGGCAUCCUCAUCAUCCGGUUCGAGAUGCCCUACAAUAUCUGGUGUGACGGCUGCAAGAAUCACAUCGGGAUGGGCGUCCGUUACAAUGCUGAGAAAAAGAAGGUGGGGAAUUACUACACAACCCCGAUCUACAGGUUCCGGAUGAAGUGCCACCUGUGUGUGAAUUACAUCGAGAUGCAGACCGACCCGGCGAGCUGCGACUACGUCAUCGUGAGCGGAGCGCAACGCAAGGAGGAGCGCUGGGACAUGAAGGACAACGAGCAGAUACUGACCACAGAGCACAGUGAGAAGGAGAAGCUGGAGACAGACCCCAUGUUCAAGCUGGAGCACGGCUCUCAGGACCGGGGGAAGCUGCAGCGUGCCCUCCCCUCCCUCUCACACAUCCAGGAGAAGCAGGAGGCCUGGAGAGACGACUUCCAGCUGAACAGCGCUCUGCGCAGGAAGUUCAGGGAUGAGAAGAAGGUGAUAAAGGAGGAGAGUGAGAGGGACGGGGCUCUGCUCAGUAAAGCCUGCCUGUCCAUCCCGCUGGUGAAAGAGACUGAGGAUGACAAGAGACUGGCCAGCCUGCUCACCCUGCACAGCGCAGACUCGUACGAGGACAGGCAGCGGUUGAAGCGGAGAGAGAUCUCGGCUCGCUCCUGGUUUCCUUCCCCCGUCGCAGACCGAGCCUCGGACACCCUGAAGAGACUGGGGCUGACCCUGGGCUCCACCUCGGCCCCCUCGCUGGGCUCCCCGAGCUGCUCCACAGUGCUGCCUGUCAGCAAGGGACUGGGGAUCGUGCGCAGGAGAUCAGCAGGGAGCGAUAUCACCGCUGCACAGGAACCAGAGGCAUCCCUGGGGGUCAGAGAGAGCGACACACCUCGGGGGAAUGAUAUCACCGACGCACCGGGGGGUGGGGGAACCCCAUUCGACAGCGCACAGGCACAGACCCCCAGUGCAGAGACCCAGGCAGGGGGCUGUUUUGCGGGAGAGGCUGAGCCGUGCACCGCCCUCCCCCUCACCUCUCUGGUGGCAGACUACUGGGGCUCCAGCUCCGAGUCAGAGUCCUGAGAGAGGAGACUGAGGAGGGGACAGUGAACUGGACUGUCUGCCUGUCCAAAUAAACUGAGCAUCUCGGAGACUUCACAACAACAGCAGAACAAUGUGUUAUUUGCAUCUGGGUUUGGUAAAUAUGAGGAAUAAAUCAUUGAAACGGGAAGCUCUGCUUUGUGGCAGUUAUUUCAUCUCAAAACGAGAGAAACAGAUUCACGUAAACCAGUUAGAAACCAGGUCAAUAUACAGAGGCUGUGACGACACCGUGAAGGUGUGACUAGCAGAACACUUUGUGUUCUUCACUGAUAAUCCAGCAAGGAGGCCAGGAGCACCGCGGGCUGCUCCCACGCUGUACAGCCGCUGGAAAUGUUUGAGACGCGAUCAUUUCUGAUCAGCUGAAGGCGUGGAAUCGUGAUGCGGGGGUAUUAGCGCCCUCUGGUGGAAUUAAUUAGGUUGACAACAUGAAUGACUAAAAUCUAAUCUUGUUGCAACUUCAUAAUACAAAGGUUAACAAUGCUUAGGGUCGGUCUGAUUCCUCUAAAUGAGAGUGUGUGCGUGUGUCAGUGUCUAGAGUGUAUUUGUCAGUGUUCGUGGGUGUGUGGGCAGGUUUAUAGCGCUUGCUGGGUCAAAAAAGUCUCCACAAGGAAGGAAAGUCUGACAAAACCUACCUUAUGAAGACACAGGCCAAGUCCUUGUCGUGCUUAAACAGAUAUUUUAAAACCUCCACAGGUGACCACGCCCCUCCCAAGUACACCUCCACAGGUGACCACGCCCCUCCCAAGUACACCUCCACAGGUGACCACGCCCCUCCCAAGUACACCUCCACAGGUGACCACGCCCCUCCCAAGUACACCUCCACAGGUGACCACGCCCCUCCCAAGUACACCUCCACAGGUGACCACGCCCCUCCCAAGUACACCUCCACGGGUGACCACGCCCCCUCCCAAGUACACCUCCACAGGUGACCACGCCCCUCCCAAGUACACCUCCACAGGUGACCACGCCCCUCCCAAGUACACCUCCACAGGUGACCACGCCCCCUCCCAAGUGCACAUCCACAGGUGACCACGCCCCGCGCAGGUAGAUCGGAAAGAUGGCGGCCGGGGUAACACGGUAAAAUCCCAGAUUCCCUGUUUCUUUUGGUGUGCAGCCUUGGCGUGAUUCACACACAGGAGGAGAAGGAUUCAGAGUCUCGGAACACGCGAGGCGCUGUGUAUUCUGCAGAGAGGACGGUGAGGUGCGGUCGAAUCCACGCAGUCCAGGGAAGUAAAUGAUAACGAUACUCAAAGCGGAUUGCUUUUACCGAUGGACUGGAUACGAUGUAACUGGAGAGUCUGGGUAGAAAUGACGCGACUUUAAAAAUAUAAACGGACUGCCCGUUCAACGAGGAUUCACGAUUAAAGUUACACACCCCGCUGCACAGAGACUGUGUGAACUAGCAUCGCUGUCGAGUCUGUGUGUGUCUUUCAGUGCCGAGAUGCGUCCUCCUCAUCCUCAUCACCGCUGCCCGUCUGAGUGCACGCCGACCCGGGAUCGAUCUGCGAGCCCCUCUCGAUGUUGUCAUGGAUAGACACGCGCGGUUCUGCAGCGCCGGUGACGCUCCUGCCUCUGUCCGCUUCUGGAGUCUCGGGGUCGGAACACGCAGCUGGAUUCCCGGGCUGGUUUUGUUUUUGUCGAGUCGUUGCUCAUCUCAAAGCCCAGCCGUGCCUCGGAGUGUUUCUGCAGGAUUGUGUGUGUUGCUAUGGUGAUUGUGACCAGUGUUUGACUUUGCAAAUAAAGAUUGUAUAUCGAUUAUUUUUUGG